This is a messenger RNA of Hyaloperonospora brassicae, 522 nucleotides long. The record is from the annotation of a GenBank genome assembly. Lineage: Eukaryota; Oomycota; Peronosporomycetes; Peronosporales; Peronosporaceae.
AUGCCGCCCACGACAGCUUUUGCCGCCGCCGCUGUGCCGCCGCGUCGGGUGCCGACCACAGACCCCACGAGCGCUUUGAGGACAAAGAAGCGGACGGCGACGAGGACGGCGACGACGCACAAGUGCGUGCGGUGGUCGACUGUGACGGUGUACGAGUUUGGGGUGACGUUGGGCGGCAGUGCAGUGCCCCGUCGAGGCGGUCCGUCCAUCGGUCUCGCGCGCACGCCGCAGUCCGUGUGGCACACAACGCUCGAGAGGGUGCGCCGGUGUGGCGACUUGGGGCUCACGCGGCCGCGCGCAGCUGUGGUGGCGGCCGACAACGAGAGCGGUGGACUGCCGCUGCACGAGCCGAAGAAGCUGCGCGUGCGGCGCGUGCGGUGGCUGAAGCCGCUCGAGCGCAUUACGAUGUUGACGAGCGCUGGCUGCAGCGAGGAGCGCAUUUACCGCAUGAUGAUGGAGAGCUCGGACAUUGCCAUGUCGAGGCGGCUGUGUGUGUCGAUGCAGCGCCAAGUGGCGGCGUGA